UGCAGACUGUGGACUCUCAGUAAACACUGACAGUUAGUCAUUAACACAGCAGAAACAGAGCAAACCAUCGUCUGUGUCCACGGCUUCGACUCUUCACACGUUUAACUGGCAUCAUGUCCCGCCUCGUCCUCUACGCGUCCGUCAUCGUCACUCUGUGGUCGGCGUCAGUGCUCAGUCUGUCAGUGUUCUCGGACGCUCCGGAGGCUCACAUGCUGCUCCGCUCUCGUCGGGCGAACUCCUUCCUGGAGGAGCUGAAACCUGCUUCAAUGGAGCGCGAAUGUGUGGAAGAGAAAUGUGACUUUGAAGAAGCUCGAGAGAUUUUCCAAACCAGGGAAGCUACACUGGAGUUCUGGACAGUGUACACAGAUGGGAACCAGUGUCACUCCAACAUGUGUGUUCACGGGGCCUGUGUGGAUCAGUAUCAAGACUACGCCUGCCGCUGUCACCGUGGAUAUGAGGGCAAAUACUGCGACCAACCUCAAACCGCCACUAACUGCUCGGUGGAUAACGGCGGCUGUGACCACGACUGUUCAGAGAGCAAGGACGGCCAAACGAGGAGCUGCGGCUGCGUGAGCGGAUACAAACUGCACGACAACUCCAAGAAAUGUGACCCGAAAGGUCCCUCGUCCUGCGGUCAGCUGCUGAUCAGCAGGUCGUCGUACACCAAACCGAAGGACGGCCUCCUUCCCUGGAUGGUGGGAGGGGAGGUGGGAAAGAAGGGGGAGAGUCCCUGGCAGGUGCUGUUACUGAACGCCAGAGGUCGUUUUCACUGCGGUGGCGUCCUCAUCGAUGCGAGCUGGGUCCUGACCGCCGCCCACUGCCUCGACAACACCCUGAGAUUCAGAGUACGACUGGGUGACUACGAGCGCCACAGAGACGAAGGCACCGAGGUGACCCUGAGGGCCAUUAAGGCCUUCAAACACCCGAACUACGACAGCAGGACGGUGGACAACGACAUCGCCCUGCUGCGUCUGGAGACCCCCGUCCCCUUCUCCAAGUACAUCGUCCCCGUGUGUCUGCCGGGGCGCGAGAUGGCAGAGCGGGUGCUCCACGUGAACGGGACCCCCACCGUGGUCAGCGGCUGGGGCAAAGACAACUUGGACAGCUCCAAGUUCAGCUCGGCGCUCAACGUCAUCAAAGUCCCGCUGGUCGACAACAGAAUCUGCGCCCGCCAGAUGUCCCACAACAUCUCCAACAACGUCAUCUGCGCCGGGGUCCUCGGACAGAGGAUGGACGCCUGCGAGGGGGACAGCGGCGGACCGAUGGUCACUCUGUACCGAGACACCUGGUUCCUGAUCGGCCUGGUGUCCUGGGGUGAGGGCUGCGGCAGGGAGGACAAGCUGGGCAUCUACACCAAGGUGUCCAACUAUAACGACUGGAUCAAAGGGGUGCGUGACGAAUGGGACAAAGCUAACCAUCCGGUUCAACCCCCAAGUGUCUGAACCGCCUCAACCCCCAACAGCUGAUCCAGUCUGGUCUGUUAAACCCACAUUAAGGUCUCAGUACAGCAGAGAUGUAACACACUUUCUAAAUAAACGGAUUCUGUCUCAA
This is a messenger RNA of Micropterus dolomieu (smallmouth bass), 1551 nucleotides long. It is a transcript of the gene proca, whose product is annotated as protein C (inactivator of coagulation factors Va and VIIIa), a. Bases 114 to 1442 code for a protein of 442 amino acids. Gene Ontology annotation, cellular component: extracellular region. Gene Ontology annotation, biological process: blood coagulation; proteolysis. The transcript is spliced from 9 exons. The record is from RefSeq and is a predicted model, not a curated record. Gene Ontology annotation, molecular function: serine-type endopeptidase activity; calcium ion binding. Lineage: Eukaryota; Metazoa; Chordata; Actinopteri; Centrarchiformes; Centrarchidae.